AUGAAACUGGUGCUGCGGGGCGGGAGGAAAGCAGGCUCUCUCAUCUCCAUGGGAAUCCUCCGGCGGCCGUUGAAGUGCAUCUGCUAUGUUGCAAUUCUGCUGACGCUGGCGGCCCUGCUGCUCUACGCCGCAAGCCACAUCUCCUGCGUCAGGUAGGCCCAACCGCACCGCAGGCCACACCACGGCUGGCACAACAAAACUAGAUUCCGGCCACCUCUCCCUCUCUCCCUCCGUAUAUAUUCUGCCGUUUGUUGCUUUCCCUCGGGCUGGUUGUCUUGUGUUGACACGUUUUGUUCAGUGCGGGUAUGGAGAAGGUGAAGGCCCUGAUAGAGCAGUACACGGGGCAGCGGUCAGAUGACACACUCAACGGCGAGGGGGCCGCACAGGGGGGCGGAGGAGGAGGCGGCCUCACUAGGAGGCGCUUGUAGCCCGGACUCACACACAGGUAUGUAGGGAGUUUGGCAAAGCGGGCGGGGGAUGACAGACAGGCG
Vitrella brassicaformis is the source of this 491-nucleotide messenger RNA. NCBI's taxonomy places the organism in Eukaryota, Vitrellaceae. The record is from the annotation of a GenBank genome assembly.